AUGAUAGUAUUAUAUCAAGAAGUUCAAGUCCGCUUUCAAAAGAACAAGGGAAAAACGCUACAAUAUAUCACCCAUAGAGAUUCCAAUCGAAGUUUUUGGGGUGGGCUUUCAGGGGUGGUGGUGAUGGAUUCAACGGUUCCAGUAGAUCUGACCACAUUACAAGAAACAUUGGAACACUUGCACCAGGUUAUCAACGGUUUGGCGUUCUAUCUAAAUACAGUGAGAUUAAAGAAAAGUGAAAUUCGGCAAUGUUGUGAAAGUUACUGGUACGGUGAGCAAUUGGGUGUAUCUUGUGAUCCCCACAGAGAUAUUUGUCGAUUGCAAGAGAUCGCUAGUAUGGCAAGAUUAGUGCAUAAUAUGUCGGUACCUUUGAAUUCCAUAUCUUUGAUCGAAAUUCAGGAACAUAUUAAGAAGCUAUUUCCUUCAAAUCCAGUCCACAAAUUAGAGACUGUCUCAUACUUCAGCAGUCCAAGUCUCGAUGAAAAAUUGCUCACGUCAGUAGUGGUAGAUUUACUCAUCAGCGUUUGUAGAGGUCUGACAGGUACAGAUCAUCAAACAUCGCCGCAUCUACAGAAGGAAAUCGUAUCUAUUAUCAAUAUGAGAUUCAUACGUCCAUAA
This is a messenger RNA of Zygosaccharomyces rouxii, 618 nucleotides long. RefSeq lists its product as uncharacterized. The record is from RefSeq and is a predicted model, not a curated record. Bases 1 to 618 code for a protein of 205 amino acids. Lineage: Eukaryota; Fungi; Ascomycota; Saccharomycetes; Saccharomycetales; Saccharomycetaceae. The transcript has a single exon.